UGGUUGAUGUCCGCCUGGAGCCUUGCAGUGUCUGCAAUGGAAGACACUGUCAUGCAGAUUCGGGUGUCAUCUGCAAAGAAAGACAUGGUGCUGUGACUGACAUCCUUGUCUAUGUCAGAUAUGAGGAUGAGGAACAAGAUGGGAGUAUAUGACCAGCCAGAUGUUUACGAGACUUGUGACCUGCCAGAGAGUGAGCAAGAAUAUUCAUUGAACGAUAGUGGAGACAGUAGUGGUGCUGUGGAGACACUCCAUAUAUCUGCCAAUGAUGCUCAUUCUCAUUUUAGAGGCAAGAUAUUGGAUGCAUCUUAUGUUGAUUUCUCUGAUCGAAUUUCCUAUGCCCAUCGUCGUGGCUAUGAUGCAAGGCGAGUUGAGUGGGAAGUUGGUGGAGAUUUAGAAGAGGAGACUGUAACCCAGAAAUACCAACGUUUAAAAUGUGAAGUCAAUCAACUCGUAGAGGAAGUAGAAGCUAUCAAGGAUUCUGUACCAUGUGGUGAUGGUUUAGUGUCAUCAGUGGAGUUAGGCAAGCAUGUAGAAGACCUCCAGCAUACUCUGGUUGAUCUUAAACUGGAGGAUACUCUUGGUGCUGAUAUUGUUGCAGCCAUCUCUCAACCUCAGUUAACUCUUCAAAAAAAGCUUACCAAUUUGCUGGAAAUGUUUAAACAGGCUAGUUUAGUAUCACAGAUGAAAGGCAGUAAUGUGAAGCAGGAGGGAAAACCGUCAGACGAUGAUAGUAGUACUGCUCCUGCCAUGUCAUACAAUCUCUGCUAUGCACCUGAACAUGCACGGCUAAAUCAGCUUGCUAAUGCAGCCAUGCUGGAAAAGAGAAUUGAUCAACUUGAAACAUUAAUUGGCAACAACCCAGAUAAGCUUUCAAGUCUCUCUACUUGGACCAAUCAUAAAUCAAUCGUGGGCGCUGUGCAGGUUUUAAGUGCACGAUUAGCCCUUCUUGAACCUGCACACUUGGAUCACGUAGAGGGGCGACUGCAUGCAGUGCAUACUCGUAUGAAUUCCAUAUCAGAAAAGAAAGCAGUUAUUGAAGAUGCAGACAAACAGAGUAAGGUAUCGGAGCUUUAUGAGUUGGUUAAGAAGACAGAGGGUCUUUGCUCCACUCUUCCUGAAGUUGUUAAGCGUUUGAUGUCUCUUGAGGCUAUGCAUGAACAAGCAAUGCAGUUCAGUGCAUCACUGAAGCAACUGGAUGUUGCCCAGACCCACCUCAGUGCAGCCUUGCACUCUAAUGCAGAGUUGUUGGCUGGUGUGCAGAAGAAAUUUUCUCACAAUCUUGAAAUCAUCCAAACCAACAUUGCCAAUCUUGAUUCCCGUGUUCAGGCACUCCAGUCAAAGUAGUAACAAGGCAUAUCAUUCUUUUUAAUAAUUUAUUGGUAUAUAUUAUUUACAUUAUGGCUUGUUUAAUUUGAAGUAGAAUAUUUUAUUGAAAGAUAACAUAUUGAAACAAAAUGUGAAUUAUAUUUAGGGCAAGUGCUCAACUCUUAGUGCUCGUACAGUUCCUGAGGAAUGGGAGAUAAUCAAGUUUGAUCCAGGGGAGAGAGCUUGUUCAAUUCCAUGGAUCAAGAACCCCUCAUCAUCAUUAUGGAACCUUGGGACAGUUCAUUGAAAAGUAUUAGAAAGUUUAACUUUUAGAUCAGUUUUAUGCAGAACUUACUUAUUAACAGUAACUUGCUUCAAUGCAUGUUGAAUAAGCAGUGGCACUUAUACAACAAAAAUAAAUCUUAAGGGUUAAAUUGUUUCCAAAAUUUCUGCUAGAGCAAAUUAGCCAGUAAUCUAAUCUGAUAUUUAAUAGAAAUUGUGUUUUAAGCAUUCUGUAUAUAGGCAGCAUGAAAUGUUAGUGCUGUGUAAUACAAGUGGUUGGUUGAUUAGGUUUAAAACCAAAUAACUUGUAUAAUACAGUACAGAGGAUUACUGUAAGGUGUGUGUUAACAGUCUGCUACUUGUGAGAGAUGUCCUACCUGUGUCUGUCUUGAUUAGGAACUGAAGAACUUUAGCAGAUAGUCUUGGUUGCAUUUAUUCCUAGUUAUUUAGGCUUCAAAACUGACAACUGUUAUGGUUUCUUAUAAGUCGUAAUAGACGUAAAAAUUAUAUAAAAUUCAAGUAUACAGUAGAUCCCCAACUUGUGAUAUUUUGCCUUCAUAUGUUUGCAUUUUGGAAAUGUAUAAAAGUACUAAUCUCCAGUUACAGUCAUUGCAAAUAUUCAAACAUUAUUGUUUUAAAUGAAUUUAUUUUUUUUAACAAAUGCAUUCAUAGUUUGUGUAUAUUUUAUGCAUGUAUAGAGCUCACCUGUGGAUUUAAUAUUUAUGAUAUUCUUAAAGCUCACAGUUUUUUCUUGGAUAGAUUUUUGAAAUGCAUUAUUACUCUGUGUUGUAGGUUCAUAUUAAGACACGUAUAAAUCAUUUUAUUAUAUUCAGUAGGGAGGGGAGUGCUAAAUUCAUAGAGGUCAUACAUCUGGAGAGAUGGGAAGCAGUUUCAAUCCAAGGAGUGGAUCAAGAGGCCUAUGCCACAUCAAUGAACCUUGAGGGGUGCACAGAUAGUGUUCACAUUUGUUUGAUAAAGAUUUGGUCAAGAACUGGAAGUUUAAUGUUCGUAAUAUUAUUUACACCUGAAUUACAAUUUGUAUUAAAUACGUAUGUAUUUUGUGUGUGUACUUUUUAAUCAUGUCUGGAGUUUAUUUGGUAGAGAUUGAUAAAGAACUGUAGAUUAAAUAACUUUGUUCUGUUGUAGCCACCUCUAUAGGCUGCUGUCUGCACAUAUGGACACAGCCAGUGAGUGAGGCACAUAACAGCAGGAGCUCACACCACACCCUCUUUCUUGUAUUAUUAUUCUACCCACUAUCUCCCACUUACACAAAGUCUCGAGUUAAAUACAGUGGACCCCCGCAUAACGAUCACCUCCAAAUGCGACCAAUUAUGUAAGUGUAUUUAUGUAAGUGCGUUUGUACGUGUAUGUUUGGGGGUCUGAAAUUGACUAAUCUACUUCACAAUAUUCCUUAUGGGAAAAAAUUCGGUCAGUACUGGCACCUGAACAUACUACUGGAAUGAAAAAAAGUUCGUUAACCGGGGGUCCACUGUACAACGCGAGUGAAGACUGUCAAGUUGUUGCCUGCCCCUCUGCAUCUAUACUGUACUGAAGUUCCAUUCUUUUAAACUUUAAAGGGAGGUUUCUUGAUGCACGUGAGGGGCUUCUGAUUGAAUUUUAUUGCUUCUCAUUUCCCCAGGCUCUGUAUGACCCCUACGGGCUCGGUGUUAUCCCUGCGUGAAUGUAAAAUCUUUUUAAUGCAUAAAUUAAACUGUUCAGUACUACUGUAUUAGUAAUUGAAAAGGAACUACUAACUAUAAAAUAUUGGCUACAUAUUACUAGUUAAAAAAUUAAUGAAAUUAGAUAUAGAAUAUUAAUGGUCAGGAAAGUAUCUCCAACUAUAACAUGUCUAUGGGAAAAUAAGUUCCGAGUUCCAAGUAUUCGACUAACAAUUUUUGUGAAUAAAUUAACGCCGUAAGAGGGGGGGAGAUCUACUGUAUGCAUGUUCCUUUAAGCAGUAUUAAGGGAUUUGCUGGAUCUUAUUAGAUAUGCACAAAUUUUGAUAUGCUGCACUGGCAUAAUGUGUGAUGAAGCAUUAAUGGAAGUUUUGGAAUUUUAAUACUGUAUUGGUAUCUAUAUUUUGCAAAUGUGGCACACUGCACAGCUAAGGGUUAGAGAAAAUGUACUCCAGAUCUUUGUGUGAACAUGUAAUAAAACUGCAUAGCUAGAAUUUGGGUAUGAAUAUUUUUUUAGAGGCAUACAUUCGUGGGAAAAUACUGAAUCUGUAGGGGGUCAUGCUGCAUCUGGGGAAUAGGUAGUAAGGUUUGAUCCAGCAAAAAGUAGGGCAGGUCUAAUUCCUUGGAUCAAGAGCCUCUCACUGACAAGGAGCCUCUCUCAGUUGAAGGCAGGCAAAGAGGAUAUGUAACCAUGAAACCUUAAAGUAUUUUACUGUGUCAGUGAGGGUCUCUUGAUCUGAAGAAUUGGGCCCCAUCUUCCUUUGGUUCAAACCUGAUAGCCUCUCAUUCACUUGUAUGUUUUAUAGAUCCUACGGGCUUAUUUUUUUUUUUCUCCCACGAAUGAAAUAAUUACCUUUAGCACACUCCUGCUAUGCUUAAUGGUGGUAUAUAAAAUGACUUGCUAAUUUCCUCAUUCAUGAAGCACUAAAGGAAGAUGUAAAGGGAUUCCACAAGUAAA
This is a messenger RNA of Cherax quadricarinatus, 4221 nucleotides long. It is a transcript of the gene DCTN2-p50, whose product is annotated as dynactin subunit 2. Gene Ontology annotation, biological process: mitotic spindle organization. NCBI's taxonomy places the organism in Eukaryota, Metazoa, Arthropoda, Malacostraca, Decapoda, Parastacidae. Gene Ontology annotation, cellular component: dynactin complex; cytoplasm; centrosome. The record is from RefSeq and is a predicted model, not a curated record.